CUGCGGUGUCGGAUGCCAGAGGCAACCCCUCUGGCAUCCGACACCGCAGACGACCAAGUUCCGCAGACGACCGAAGAGCCAUCGGAUCAAGAGACCGAAGAACCAACCGCUGACUCUGAACCAGAAGAGUCAACCCAGCAGGAGAGCAGAAACCUUGUAGCACCGACGAAGACUGAGAAUAGCGAUGCACAAACGACUGAUGACGACGGUAAUUAUUACUAUGCUCCCAGUGCGACUGAGGGGGGUGAAGCCGAGCAGACGGGCGAUAGUGAACAGACCGCUGAUGGAACAACCCGCAAAGCUGCAGCUACAGGUAGUGGAGGCAAAGAGGAGAAGACUACCCUCGCUACUUCCAAGGGCGCUGCGCCAACGUCGCCUGCUCAGGAUUACGCGAUUGAUUUAGAAGAAGCUGAUCUGGGCGACUAUGCCCAGUUCCAAGGCGCAGGCGACAAAACUGUCGUCAUUCUCAAACCCCCUCCCAACGCCGAAGCAAAGUGCGAUCUCCCGCCCACAAGCGACGAAGACGUCCCCGAGGGUGAAGACGUACGCGUCGUGCUCUCCGUGAAGAUCGCAGACCUCAAGAAAGGCGUCAAGUCCGGCAAUCGCCUACAAAUGCUCAUUGACGGCUCGACCAUCUAUGAUAAAGAGCUUUUGGGGACUGGGGAUGAAGAGGAGAGUAUUUCGAGUGACAAGUUCAAGGCUGCGCUGGAUCAGAAGGUUAAUGUUAUUCAUAAGGCGGGGGAUAAACCUGUGCAGGUUACGAUUCAGGAUGCGAAUAUUAGGAGUGCUAUUAGCGGGGGGAGUCGAGGGGGGAGCGGUGGUGGCUCUGGUGGUGGUAGUGGAGGUUCUGGGGAUGAUGGUGAUGACUCUGGUGAUAGCGGCUCUGGUGGUGGUGGCAGCGGAGGCGGUAGUGGCGGUAGUGGCGGUAGUGGCGGUAGUGGCGGUAGUGGCGGUAGUGGCGGUAGUGGCGGUGGAAGCGGAAGUGGCUCAGGCGACGGCGACAGCUCAGGCGGAGGUGCUUCUGAGAGCGCCUCGGGCACCGGCGACGAGGGUUCAACACCAUCAAGUGUCUCCGGCAGCGACGGUCAAACCAACAACGUUGGCAAGAGCUUCAAGGUGGGCGAGGUCCUCAUGUACGCCCUCCCUCUUGCCCUCGCUCUCGUGGGAUGA
Molecule: messenger RNA, 1170 nt
Organism: Fusarium tjaetaba
Lineage: Eukaryota; Fungi; Ascomycota; Sordariomycetes; Hypocreales; Nectriaceae
Product: cell surface glycoprotein 1
Exons: 2
Source: RefSeq, a predicted model, not a curated record